Molecule: messenger RNA, 2223 nt
Organism: Diaporthe citri
Lineage: Eukaryota; Fungi; Ascomycota; Sordariomycetes; Diaporthales; Diaporthaceae
Exons: 3
Coding region: 1-2223 (740 amino acids)
Biological process (GO): box C/D snoRNP assembly
Cellular component (GO): nucleus
Molecular function (GO): zinc ion binding; RNA binding
Source: RefSeq, a predicted model, not a curated record
AUGGGCGAUCAUCCGCCAGGCUUUGACACCCCAAAGGCCGAAGGAGGCUGCUUUAAUUGUGGUAGCCAGCUUCAUUUCGCCUACGCAUGUCCUGAACCGACGCGCAAGGAGCCACACGGCGCAGAGGUCUUUCGCCAGCGACAAGCAGCCAAGAGCAUGCACAGUCACGGUUCACAGGGCUCCCCGAACAACCGGUCUAAGGGACUGGUGAUAACUCGAUAUGGCCCACCUCCCUCUCAAUACCCUCCUCCGGCUCCGCAAAACGCAUGGGGGCCUCCUGGCGGCCCUUAUCCUCCCCCAGCCCAGCCUCCCAACCCAUACGCACAACAGCCGCCUGCACCUUACCCUCCGCCGCCCCAGAGCGUACCGCCGUACCCACCUCCGUACCAAAACGUGAAUCCGCCGCCAGGCGUCUACGGACCACCGGUCCCUCCUCCCCCGGCUCCUGGCCCAAGCUAUGGACAAUACAGCCAACCAUCAUACCCUCCACCAGCCCUUCCUCAACCUUACGCUCCUCCGGGGCCAUACGGGCCGCCCUCCUACGCCCCUCCGUACCAGCCGCCAAAUCCAGGGUAUAGUGGUGCGCCUCCACCCAGCUUCCCGGGACAACCGCCUCUUCCAGCACCACCUCCUGCUAGCUAUCCGCCAGCAUACGGCAGUUCUGCUCCUCCAGGUCCACCACCAGGGCUCCCGUCAGGAAUUCCCCCAGGUCUUCCCCCGCCUCCUUCCACUUCAUACCCACCAGCUCCGUACUCAUCCGGCUACGAGCCCCAAGGGGCAUACCCAGCCCCAUAUCCACCACCACCACCAAGUCAAAGUUGGCACCAGAGCUCUGCUGGCCACAACCAAUCACGGCCUAGAGACCAUCGAGACCGGCGCAACGAUCGUGACAAAGGUGGCAGGAAUAAGCAGUCCGGCCGGGGUAACGACAGACAUCAGCGCGGUCGUGAUCGUCGAAAUCAAGGGCCGGGUACGCGUUCCUCAUCCAAUUCUCGCCAGCGGACCCCCAGAGUUGAGAGCGAGAAGAGGGAGGACAGCGUGAGGACGACACCCCGGAUUGAAGACGUGAAGGUUGACGAGAAGGACUCCGAAGCUGACGAGGAGUUUUCAUGGGAUCUGGAGAAAGCCUUUAUUGAACUGGAUACAAAGCCAGCCGACCCUGUGGGGAAGCCUCUUGCAGCAGACUGGAGCGACGAGCCAACUAUACCUCCGGCAUAUAAUGCCAAGUGCGUCAAGUCCGCAUUCUUUGACCCGGAAAGCCCAGACUCGUUGAAAUUGUCGGUCCGGGAAUCCAAGCUGUGGCCCAAAGUCAAGCGAGAUCCCGUUUUUCGGUAUCGACGUGGUAUGGUCGUCAUCCGCUUUCCAGGAGCAACCCACGAAUAUUUCACGUAUCAUUUCUCUCGCAAGGUCGAGACUGGGUCCUUGACUGAUAGAGAGGUCGUAACGCGGGGACCCAGCGAUUCAAGUUUGAAUGAUGCUAUCAGCCCUCGGGUCCAUCAUCCCGCUGGAAGUCCCGUCAAAGAUGGGCAAUUUGUCUCUGAGUCAAGCAAUGGCAAACGAGGCCAUGAGAAUCCUGACGGAAACGCAAGGGAUAUCAAGCGCCUCAAGGUUCAGCCGGAGAGAAUUGUGCACAGUCUACCACCACGACCGGUGUCGCCGCGCCCACGGUCACGUUCGCCGGCGCGGAGCACAAACAUCAAUGUCAGCCUUGAUCCUUGGUCUCCGCAACCGGAUGAGGCCGGACGGCCUGAUUCCAGAGGCCGUUACUCUCGUUCGCCUGGCGGAUAUCGCCUGCAGAAGGAGGACUCGAACAAAGGCCAUUUCACUCCCCGUGACUCAACACAGCGCUACGACUCGGGAUACCAAAGCGGGUACUCGGGCGACAGGGGCAACCCCUAUCGCGAGAGGAGCCGUAGCAGGCGCCUCUCCCCGCCGCCCUCGCGCCCAGGCCGUGACGACCGUGGCCCCAGCCGUGACCAAAGUCGCGACGACCAAACCCCACGCAAAUGGUCUCCAUCAUACGCCAAGGCACGAGCCCGGACACGCUCGCCUACGCCAAUCGCUGCCACCAGCGAUGCCGAGUCUGCAGACCUGUCGGACCUGGAGUACGAGCUUCUGGGUAUGGAGCGACCCGAGAAGAAGAAGAAGAAGACUGCACCAAGCAAAUCGGCGGUGAAGAGGCGGCAAGUCAAAUUGAACGACGCCUUUGGCCGUCGUUGGUGA